Molecule: messenger RNA, 853 nt
Organism: Rhizophagus irregularis DAOM 181602=DAOM 197198
Lineage: Eukaryota; Fungi; Glomeromycota; Glomeromycetes; Glomerales; Glomeraceae
Source: RefSeq, a predicted model, not a curated record
AAAUAUGGAUUCACACUCCAACCUUAGGUUGGGAAUUUUAAGGAAAAUUUUAUGGAAUAUAAAUUUAUUUGUACAAACCUGUAAACUACCAUACUCAGUAAUGAACAAAUGAGGUAAAGGCAAGCCCAGUAUAGGUCAAAUAAAAUAUAAAAGAAGGAUAAAAAGUAAAAGAUGUGAAAAUUUUCAGAGAAUUUUAUUAAAAAUGGAAUGGUACCAUGUUUGGAAAGCUGAAUAUAUAAACCAUAAACAAGAACAAGACCUAGGAGUGAUAGAACCAGAGGAAUGUUUAGCAUGUGAAAUAUGUAAUCCAAUAGAAAGAGAAGUACCAGUAGUAUUCAAGAAAUUUUGGGAUGCGUUAUUUAAAUUUGAAGAUACGAUACUAAUGUACAAUAAUGUAACAUUAAAAGGAUUAUUAGACCUAGUAAGUAUGGAUAAUAAAGAAAGGGAGGACACGAUACAUAAAGGGAAAUGUAGGAAUAUAGUAGACAGAAUAAUUGAAUCAAUAAGGUACAGACAACAACCAAAAAUGAAAGAAAAAGGUUUGAGAAUAAUAAUGGUAGUAAUUGUAAGGGAUUGUAUUGAAGGGAAUCUAGAAAAUGAGGUAUUUGAUCGAUUAAUUGGAUGCCCAGAAAUAAUGGAACAUGGAUAUAUUUUAGAAGACUGGGAUGUUGAAAAUAGAUUUCAAAAGUUUUGGGAAUGGUAUAACACAAUAUUAGAAAAUGAUACGAAAGCAAAGUAUGUAGCACCAGGUGCAAUAACACAAUUUAGAAAAUUGUUAUACGUGGAAGAAAGAAUAAUCGAAUUAGGAGAAGAUGAAAUAGUGUACUUAAUAACAAAACCAGAGGUUGGAUAG